GCAUAUCUGCCCUGACAACCCAUUGUCCUCGAAACUCGAUAGAUAAUCAAUCACUGAACACACAACAUUUCAACAUGGUCCUUGGUCUUAUAUCACUUGUUGCAACGAUUCCCAUGACAGCGUCUUCCGUCUUGACGCUACAAGAGCAGGCCGAAAGAAAGGAUAGCGAUGGCCCCAGCUCGGAAUGGAAGCAUGACAAAUGCCACAUACGAUGUCGAGCGACCGAAAGAACGCCAGAAGACCGCAAAGAAAUGUUCAAAGACAGCCAUGUAGUGCUUUCCGGGGGCCGAUUAUAUGUUCAGCUAUCCAUAUAUCAAAGACCGCACCUUCAUCCCUUCUCUGGCUACUACCUACCGUUCCCGAAUUCAAAUUUCGAUGGCAUUGUCUCCACCAUUUCGGAUAAUCCUCCACAGCUGAAUUGGAUAUAUCUAGACACCGACUCCGAUAUCUUCCACUUCAGCCAUGGACUACGCAUCGAGGCUGAAGAAGGGCUUGUCGGCCCAUGGGGUGCUCGCAUUUGCUCUAAUGGAGAGAAACGAUAUCUAUUCGAAAACUGGGAAGGCUUCAUCGCCGUGGAAAAUGAAGACGAUCCGGGCUUAUGGAAGCUAUGCUUUGACAAGUACGACAAUGGGCUGGAAGGGAAAAUACGGCAAGGCCAGAGAACGGUAGAAUUGGAGCUUGUACGCGAAGAAAUAGAAGAUUAACAGCAUGUUGCGCGAUUCCUUUGUUUGGUGUUUGCCUUCCGAGGAUCCGUAAGAUCCCCCGGCCCGUAGAUGUAUCCAGAUAAACGAGAGA
Bipolaris sorokiniana ND90Pr is the source of this 795-nucleotide messenger RNA. RefSeq lists its product as uncharacterized. The record is from RefSeq and is a predicted model, not a curated record. The transcript has a single exon. Lineage: Eukaryota; Fungi; Ascomycota; Dothideomycetes; Pleosporales; Pleosporaceae. The coding region runs from base 75 to 704 and encodes 209 amino acids.